GCACGGAAGAGCUCACGGGGAAGCGAUGGAGAUGGGAUGAGAAGAGAGAAGUGUCCUGCACUGCAAAUGGCCUCCUGCUCGACAUUUAUUGUUUGCUAGUCUGGAGUCACCUUUGGUGGAUGAAGAAGGUUGAUGACUCUAAGAUGUUUGACAGAAUCAAACCAUCUGAUGAAGCUUCUGCUUCUUCAGCACAAGGAAUCGAAAGACAUGGUGUUGAAGGCGCUCUACAACAGGACAGCAAUAGCAGUGUUCACACAAGAGGGCGAGAGCAUCCUCGGCCUGGAGUAUCCACAGUGCAAAAUAGACAAGGGUACUGCAACUGUUGCCAUGUACACUACAGUAAUCUGGAACAGCAUGUUUUCAGCUCCCAGCACAGACAUUUUACCACUUACUGUAGGAAUCGUAUGGGUACGAGUAGCCUGAUGGAGCGUUUCCUUCAAGAUGUUUUACACCAUCAUCCCCACAGAUACCAUGACAACAGACCAACCUAUGAUGACAUGCCACUCCCUGUCACUCCAGAGGCUCCUAGGAUUGCUUGCCUGUCCCCAGAAGAGAUGAAGAAAAAGAGGAACACAGACAGACAGGAGAUUUCCAGCAAAGACCAGGAGUCCAUUGGUGAAAUAUGCUCUUCUGCUCCAUGCCUGUCUCCUCAUGAGGGCACAAAGAAAACUUCUGUAACACAAGCAUUUAUUCAAAAGCUAGAAAGAGGGCAGGAACAUGCUGUAAGAAUAUCGCAGCAGUCUGUGGGCAUUUGUAGCAAUGAGAAAUGGGAUGCCCUGAAAGAUGCUCAAAUUGCAAAUCAGAGCCACGAAGGCCAGUUUACAGCUGUGAGCCCUGUACCUCAGCGUUUUUCUGUCAGUCCUAUAAUCCAUAGGUCUUCUGUUAAUCUGAAAACAGGAAAAAAUAUCAGGAAUUUGGCAGCAUCAAGUCCGAUUCCACAUAGAGGAUGUGAUAAAACAGGAAUGGAGGUAUGCAAUAGUGAUGUGUUACUGAACCCAUGCUUGAAUCCUGCUCCGGCACUGGUUCACCAAAAAUGCCCUUCAGUUUCUCAUCAGAAUCCUAUGUGCAGCUACAGCAGUUCUUUACCUAUUACCUCAGGUCAAUCUCUCUCAAAACGAGAUGGUUUACGAACUCAGGAUGAAACUUUGGUGUCUGAUUUCCAUCUCAGGGAUACUGUGGGUGUCAGCAGCUCCCUACAUCUUGGGACAUCCCCACAACUAGCAAGAUGCAAAAACGUGACAACGAACAAAGGUGAUGAAAGUUCAGUGGAUGAAACCAUUGAAGAUGUUAUUUUGAAAUACUGCCAUGGAACUACGUCUGAAGAAAUUUAUUUCAAAGAAGAGAAUAAACCCUAUUUAACUUUUUCAUCACUUCUGGACCAUACUCGUUUAGAGAGUUCUGAAAUGAGUUUUGACUGUGAUGCACCUAUUCAGGCACGAACAGACUUACCCAAGGCAGCUAUAAAAGAUAUAGAAUUCUUAAAAGAGGUCCAAAUAAGUUUGCAAGAUAAAGACUAUGGAACACAGCUCUCUUCUGUUUUAAAAAGUGAGUCAGUGGAGAAAAUAGAAGCAGUGAAACAGGAUGUUGUAGUUCAUACUGAAGAACCAGUUCUUCCAGCUCUGCCGCAUGUGCCUCCUUCUUUUGUGGGAAAGACUUGGUCUCAAAUUAUGUAUGAAGAUGAUAUAAAAAUUGAAGAACUUGUGCGUGAUUUCAGGGAGGGUCGUUUUCGCUGCUACUUUGACAGUGAAUCCUCAGCCAACUGUACAGGGAAGAGAGUGAAGAAAAAAAAGCAGAAGGAUGAAAAAAAGAAUAUUGUUGAGGGUAAUAGAACAGAAGGAGCAUCAGUUAAAGCAUUGCCAGAAUUUAAUGAUGCUUUAAGUGGUGGCUCUGAUUUUGAUAACCCAUCUUUAGCCUCAGAUACGCUAUGCAACCCACAAAUUCUUAAAAUGCCUAGGAAAAGGACAUGGCGCCUGGCUUCAAGAUGCCAGGUGGUUAAAGUCAGCCAUGGCACCCAAACAAGUCUAUUGAACUACCCUGUAGCAAAAAGAAAAAUGUCUAGAAGGCAAUCUGAUCCAGCUGAUCAGAAAACAAGCAUCAUGUGGCCAGAGAAUGAAAGAACUCCAAACAUGAAAACUAGACUAUGUGCCCUUAAACUUCCUGAGUCUUAUAGCAAGAUUAUGAGUCCUGUACAGCCCAAGACAGUGGUGUAUGUACUUUCAUGCCCAGAGAUAAAACAAUGUAAAGGUAAACCUACAGAUCUUCCCAAAAUGAGGAAAAAUCGUAACUCCACAGAUAGCAAGGACUCUGUAAGGUAUAAAUACAAACAGUGUUCUUUGAAGUAUUAUGACCCACUGACAAAUCGAAUUCUGAAAACGCCUCCAAAGAGUACAGUUGGGGAAAAGGCCAAAAAGCCCUCCCACGUUCGACAGCUUUUCAGAAGUCUCAGCUUUGAUGCAAACAUGAGGAAACUAGCUGAUGCACAGAGAGAAAGCACGCCAUCAAAGUCACUCAAUUGGUCGGACUUCUAUAGUUCAUCUUCAGCAUCUUUCCUGCCAGAUCCAGGUAAAGGGAAUGAUGCAGCCUUGAGUCAAAAGGCAGAUGGAUCUUCUGUUUCCACUGAAAGAACAGAUUGUCUGGUAUCUGGUCACUCUGAGAACUCUUUUAAACACCUCAUCAUUUCACCUUUGAACUCUCACCAGUCUGCAGUAGAAGGAGAUGGUAGAUUAACUCCAUUUAACAGAGUUACCAAAACUCCUCUGACCUCCAUCAGGAGUGAGCGGUUAGAGAGGGAGAAUCCAAAGGCAAUAUGGAAGAGAAAAGAAGGCACCAAUAAAGAACCAGUUUUUUCCAGAAAGGCUGCAGGACCUAUGUCUGUCAGAUGUGCUGUUGGGAUGAGAGGAAACAGAGUAACCACAGGCAAACAAACUUCUAGAACUAAAAAACAGCAAAAAGAGGGGAUGAGGAGGAAUCUUCGUCCUCGUGCCCAGAAAUCUUCUGCUUUCUCCAUCCAUAGGUGCCAGACAAGGAAAACUACAGUGGGAAAGCACCUUAAGAAAGAAAAGCCUGAUGCUAAAAAAUUAAAUGUGAGGAGGAAACCAAAAAGGACCUUUCUGAACUCAACAGUUGUCACAGGGAUUCCUGAAAAGAGGCAGAAAGUCACAUCGGAAUCUUUUCCCAAGAAGCCAGAGCGAGCUUCAUCCAAAGUCAGGAACUGGGAAGUAAGUGGAGAUCGGGGUCACCCUAGCACUGUGAACCAACCCUCUAAAAGAACUUCUGCUGUACCGUUACUUCGAAACUGUCUUGUUCUACCAGGUGAGAGCUAGCUACCAAAAGAACUUUUUUUUUAUAGCCAGCACCUGGAAAAAGAUUGUGGGAAAGGAAAGGGAACAAAAGGAGGUCACAGAUGAAGCAGUUGAAGUGCUAGAGCUGCAGGAAGUGCAAAGCCAGUCUAAUGUGAAACAAGUACACUUGUAAACUCAGCUCUUGUUCCUGGAAUACGGGGACAUAAUGUAUUGCACUGUUCUACUGUGUAAAGCUGCAGAAGUUGUGCAUUUGAGUUAAAAAGCACUUAGAAUCCUAUAUACUAGACUUCACCUGUACAUCAGAACAAUGAGCUUGAAUGGUAUCAUAUUGGGUUUAUGGUAUUAUCAGUGCGUAAUAGUGCACUAUAAUAACGUAAAAUAGAAGCUGUAUUAAUUAAUUGUGCCUAUUCUCAUUUUUCCACAUAAGUCUAAAGUACAAAAAAUUACUCGGUGGUUAUGCUAGAAAUUAAAUGAUACAUUAAUCUGGGCUGAAUUCUGUGUAUGUAUUUUGUGUUUGUGUAUAUGCACAUCUCCUUCAACACAUAAUAUAUACUUGCCUAUGGAGUGGCAUUAAAAUUAAUACAGUAUGAUACAAUUCAGAUCAAUUCAGUGCUUUCUUGAAAUGAAACAUAAUUGUACGUGGUUUUAUAUUGAGUUUUUUUCCUCAAACCUUGUCCAAAGCAGUUAUUUUGGACAAAAAGUCACUGUGGGCUCUCAUCAAGCAAUAAUGGACCAUGCUGGGAAGGAAAUAUGUCUCUCUAGGGCACUGUUCAAAUGGUGGUGGCUAAAAUGAAAUCUCAAAUUCCAAAAGAAAUAUAGGCUUAGGGUUUGGGGUUUGGUUUUUUUUUUUCUUUUUAAAUAGCUUAUUGAUUAAGUUUAUAGGUGAAUUUCACAUUCCUUAGUGGGGAGAUGGAGAAGUUAUAAUACAAACAAAUAGAAGUGAGUUGUUCUAGAAUUUCAACCUUAAAUUUGAGUUUCUGUGCUUUUUUGAUUUUAAUUGGGUGUACUAUUGGUUACAUUUUUAUGUACUAUAGUUGAAACAUUCUUUUUAAACUUUCAGUAAAAUAUUUAAAUAAACCUAAAGCAGCAUCCAUCUAAAUGUAUUAGAGUUCAAAUGUCUGUUUAAACAGAUAUUUAAAUAUCUGUUUAAAAAUCUUUAGUUGAAUUAAAAUUAUAUUCCAUAGUGAUUCAUGUUUGGGUGCUGAUGCUCUAAUUACUGUGAUUUUAUGUCAAAAAGGACCAUAGUGUUCUGGUUUAGUGUUUUCUUUUUUUUUCUUUUCUUUUUUUAAAUAGGUAUUAUGAUGACAGCUUAUUUAAUGUCUUCGAGAGACAUAAACCCCAGAUGUUUCUAUGCUUUAAAAUCCAAGAUUAAUUGUUCAUUUCUAUUAAGUUAAGCAUAUAGUUAAACAUCAUCACAAUCGGGGCUCUGGUUUGUAAAUCUGCAGUUUGGUAUAUUAUAUUGUCUGUCUGUCUGUCUUUAACGGUCUUUCUAAAUGCUAUAGUUGUAUAAUACAUCUUUCAGAACAUGACAAACAUAGAAAAGACCAGACCCUGCUCCCUCUGCCAUUGAACAUAAUAUCUGUGCAUUUUCCCCUGAAAAAAACAAAAUAAUUCUUGAUUCAUUUUCUGAAGUGUCAAGGGUCACUGGUUUGGAUUGAGGUAAAGGUGGACUUUGAAAUGUUUUAUUUUAAUAUAUAGUAUAUGAAGUUAAUACAAAAGCUGUCAUCAUAAACCACUUACUAAAAAAUUAUUUUGGGGAUUUUUUUAAAUGUAUGCGAAUGUUUCCCAGGAUAAAUAAAAGAUGUGCAUGUACUUAAGCCAGCUGGAAACUAAGUUUCUUUACAAGUCAAAUAUGGUCUGACAGCUUUUUGAUUUUAUUUUUUAUUUAUUUAUUUUAUUUUUAAAAGUUGAUUUCUAUGGAUAAAUUUUCCUAUGGUUGUCCGUAGACACAGAAUCUUAUGACUGUAUUGCAAGUCACUGGAAAAUGAAGGGUUAUAAUAUGAGUUCUUAUAGCCCUCUUAACUAAUUGUGCCUGUAUAAUUUAAUAUUUUGUCUAAUAUAAAACUGAUUUUUUUAAAGCAAAGUUUUAAAAGAAUGGUUUUUAUAGAAAGGCUAAUUUUUAGAUAAAGCAAAAAGAGAUUUUUAAAUAAAGUUUCUUUUAAAACAAAACUUUAAAUUAACUCUAUAGAAAAGUCCCAUUCUAACAUAUUUUUAUGAUACAAGAAUGUUUUCCUAUCUAACUUCUACCAUCUUAUUUUUCACAAUAUUUUACACAUGAAGAGCAUGAAUUGUGUUGUGGGUAAAUAAGGUUUAAUGAACAUUGUACUUUAAGAUCACUAGUGUUUGUUUACAGCCAAAAAUGCUGUUCUCUAUACUCAUCCAUUGCAAACUUGUGUUUCUCCACCACACAACUUUUCCUCGAAACUUUGAGUAAUAAAAAUAUCUUGACUAUAAUAUUUAUAGCUUGUAAUAUCUUUUUUUUUUUGUAAGUAAUAGAUUCCCUUGUUAGGGUGGGGUUUUUAAAAAGAAAAAUGUAUUUAAAUAAAAGUGUAAGUACUUCUAUAUUUUCCUUAAAAGAAAAAAAGAACAAGUAUAAAAUGUAACAUUUUUGGGGGAAAAAAAAAAAAAAGACUAGGGUUACAAGUCUGGAAACAUUUCUGUGGUUGACAGUGUCAAAAUAAGACUUACUGUAAGCUUGGAUGUUAUUCUAUGUCUCACUGUUUAGAAACCUCUUCUGUGCAUGCUCAGUGACUACAGGGAAAAAGAGGGGAGGUGUGACAGGAGAAGUAAAUGUAGAAAAAAGAAUUGAAGAUAUGUGCAAAACAAAAAAAUGCAGACAAAUGCUCAAAAUAUCAUGUUCAUGAAGGAGAAAAGAAGGUUUCUGGGGUCUUGAGGAAUUAGUCAAGCACUUCCCUACUAGAUAAAUGAUAUCAGUUCCGCUGCCAUUAUUGAAUAGCACACUGUUUCGUUAGCAGCAUGGCUGAAACUUCAAAAUGUGAUUGUGAAGUCUACACCAAUGGAAAACUUCAGAGCUGAAAUACUUUCUCACUGAAAUCGAUGGGAGGGUUGGUUGGUUUGGGGUGUGGGGGGGUUAAUUUGGUUUUUGGUUUGUUUUUUAAUGUUAGUGAACAAAGAUGUUUGUCAGUAUGUUUGCAUGUCUUAAUCUAGAGAAGCGAGAAAAGAUAACUGGAUUGAAGAGGAAUAAAUCUGAAUCUAAAUUUGAACCUAAUUGGCAGCAGUUAGAUGCAACUUAUAAUAGUUGUGAAAAGUGUUAUCAUUUCUUCUUCUAUGCAUAUGUAAUUUUGACCUUCUGCAAGUUUAUACUUUUUUUUUAUACCAUUCAUAAUUUAAAAUGUCUCCCCUCACAAAGUACCCAUUCAACCUGUUAAAACAAUCUCAUUCUAAGCAGCUUGAUUUUUAUUAUUUACUUGUAUUGUGAAGCUGGAGCAUGGCACAGACUCAUACUGUGCCAGGUGCUAACCAAACAUAGACUAGCAAGUCCCCAAAACUUUACAUGUCUGAUGCUUGCACCUAGCAGUUCUUCAGUUCCUUUUCUGAUAGGAUUUUUUGCUUUCUAGUUCUUUCUGACAAGUUUGCAUCCAAUGUUCUGGUAACUGUAGUUUGAAAGUGCUCCUUUCUGGGACUCAGCUAAAAUGAUGUACUUAGUUGUAUUUAUAAUGAGACUAUGACUUAAUCUGAAGUUGUGUUUAAGUUUCAUGCUAAAUUUGUGCCCAAAUGAGAAUACAUGUUUUCGUGGUUUUCAUGUUCUUGUAAUUGGCAAUGUAUUUUGCAAUACAUCUUGCUUGAUGCUGUAAUGUUUUAUCUGUUUCUCUGUCUCUACUGUCUGUGGUCAUUUGACACAAUGUGAGUUUGCAAGAAUACAGUGAUAUUACAAACUGGUCCAGUGCUGUUGCUGGAUGUUCUUUCUUUGUAUCUUCAGCUCAUUUAAUUUCAGAUUUAUUGUUUCCAUUUUUUUCCCCAGUCAUACAUUUGGAUUUUUGUUGUUGUUGUUGUGCAGAGGUCUAAAUUACAGGACAGGAUAUUCUGUUUGGAAGUAAAUCAGUGACAGGUAACAGAAAUGGUUGGUGUCCUGAUCUGAAGUGUGGAGGACAAGCUGGUAUAUGUGCUCCUGUGCUUGGGAGUCACUUACUUCACUGAGUAGUGCAAAACAGGAGUGGGAUGAUGAUUCUUGAUUUCUUUAUCUGUUUUGCUUUCUCUGACCCCUAGGGUAACUGCCUGUGAAUGGAGUAAUCUGAAUUCAUACUUAUUCUGCAAAUAGAACUGUUUCAACUGUUGAUGUUUUGGGAACAGAUAAGACAAGUGAAAUGUAUCUCACUUGCUAAUGCAGUGCAAAUCCCAGAAUUUUUGUCUCUAAUGAUUUAUCUGCUAUGAAUUACGGGAUUCCCAAUAAUCUUUUUCAGAAAAUUUUGUAGUAGCAUAGAUCUGAGCAUGCCCAGAAGCAAAGGUUUUGUUACUUGUUUGUUUAUGUUUUGCAGCUAUGCAUUUAUUCAUUCCUUCAGCAGAACAAAUCUUGUUUUAAUAAAAUAAAGACUGAAUUUGC
Grus americana (Whooping crane) is the source of this 7863-nucleotide messenger RNA. It is a transcript of the gene ZDBF2, whose product is annotated as zinc finger DBF-type containing 2. Gene Ontology annotation, molecular function: nucleic acid binding; zinc ion binding. Gene Ontology annotation, biological process: epigenetic programming of gene expression; genomic imprinting. Bases 120 to 3323 code for a protein of 1067 amino acids. The record is from RefSeq and is a predicted model, not a curated record. NCBI's taxonomy places the organism in Eukaryota, Metazoa, Chordata, Aves, Gruiformes, Gruidae. The transcript is spliced from 7 exons.